Pimephales promelas (fathead minnow) is the source of this 3279-nucleotide messenger RNA. RefSeq lists its product as uncharacterized. NCBI's taxonomy places the organism in Eukaryota, Metazoa, Chordata, Actinopteri, Cypriniformes, Leuciscidae. The record is from RefSeq and is a predicted model, not a curated record.
AUAAAAUCUACCGAAGAAGAAGAAGAAGAACUGUUGUGUUUAUGUUGUAGUUUGAUGAAUUUUGUGUAUUGUGAUCCGUUCAAACUCCGAAUGGAACAACUUCUCAAGCAUGUUGGUUAAGGUGAAACUUGGGGAUGGCCAAAAAUUUGUUAAAAUAUACGAGCUGAGCCUGAAGGAAUUUUUGUCUGCUGCUUUUUUAAAGUUUGGUGUCCCAACUGUACCCAAGAAUGUGAAGGUUGUUGAUGAAUCGGGGACUGAGGUGGAUGAGGAUGUUUUUGAGGAAGUAGUUAAAGAUCCCUCAGUUGGUGUUCUCACCAUAAAAUAUGCAGACUUAGAAUCUGCCUCUCCACAAGCCUCUCCUGUGCAGUUAAAUGUGUCCCUGUCUUCAUCGAUUGACUCCACUGAGGAUACUGCAAUUAUUGAAGAAAGCCCUUCAAGUAAAAGAAUUAGACUAGAUGAUGAAGCUAAAAAGUUGGUGGAAUCCAUUCUUGUCCAUAAACCUGGUGGGGAGCAUAUAAUAAAUGAAUACAACCGAUUUAAAACUUUGGGAGAUGAAACGAGGAGGAAAAUGGUGAAUAUCCUGGCAGCUGACAUGACAGAAAAGAAUGGUACAUCACCAUCAAGGCAGGUUAAAGAAAAAUAUGCCAGAGGAAUUGUGUCUUUGUUCCCUUACCUCAGUGACCCCUUGUCCAAAAAAGGCUACGAACAUUACUAUGAUGGUGAGAGUGGCACUGGGUACUUGGCAUGGAGAAUCAAAACUAUACAAAGAGGCCGGGCUAAAGAACGAAGAGCAUCAUUUGAUGGACAAGGAUUGUCUGCUGAGGGGAUGUCUGUUGGACCAACUGUAAAACAGGAGGAAGAGUUUACUCCGGAGACUGUCUUGAGUGAGGAUGAGUGCAAGGAUGCAAUUGCAUUCAUGAACCAUUCUGCUGAUGUUCUCACCAUAAAACUUGAUGCAGACAUGGAAUCUGCCUCUUCACAAGCCUCUCCUGUGCAGUUAAAUGUGUACAUGUCUUCAUCGAUUGACUCCACUGAGGAUACUGCAAUUAUUGAAGAAAGCUCUUCAAGUAAAAGAAUUAGACUAGAUGAUGAAGCUAAAAAGUUGGUGGAAUCCAUUCUUCUCCAUAAACCUGGUGGGGAGCAUAUAAUAAAUGAAUACAACCGUUUUAAGACUUUGGGAGAUGAAACGAGGAGGAAAAUGGUGAAGAUCCUGGCAGCUGACAUGACAGAAAAGAAUGGUACAUCACCAUCAAGGCAGGUUAAAGAAAAAUAUGCCAGAGGAAUUGUGUCUUUGUUCCCUUACCUCAGUGACCCCUUGUCCAAAAAAGGCUACGAGCAUUACUAUGAUGGUGAGAAUGGCACUGGGUACUUGGCAUGGAGAAUCAAAACUAUACAAAGAGGCCGGGCUAAAGAACGAAGAGCAUCAUUUGAUGGACAAGGAUUGUUUGCUGAGGGGAUGUCUGGUGGACCAACUGUAAAACAGGAGGAAGAGUUUACUCCGGAGACUAUCUUGAGUGAGGAUGAGUGCAAGGAAGCAAUUGCAUUCAGGAACCAUUCUGCUGAUGUUCUCACCAUAAAACAUGGUGCAGACAUGGAAUCUCCCUCUCCACAAGCCUCUCCUGUGCAGUUAAAUGUGUCCCUGUAUUCAUCGAUUGACUCCACUGACUCACAGGAUACAGUUAUUAUUGAAGAAAGCUCUUCAAGUAAAAGAAUUAGACUAGAUGAUGAAGCUAAAAAGUUGGUGGAAUCCAUUCUUGUCCAUAAACCUGGUGGGGAGCAUAUAAUAAAUGAAUACAACCGAUUUAAGACUUUGGGAGAUGAAAUGAGGAGGAAAAUGGUGAAGAUCCUGGCAGCUGACAUGACAGAAAAGAAUGGUACAUCACCAUCAAGGCAGGUUAAAGAAAAAUAUGCCAGAGGAAUUGUGUCUUUGUUCCCUUACCUCAGUGACCCCUUGUCCAAAAAAGGCUACGAGCAUUUCUAUGAUAGUGAGAAUGGCACUGGGUACUUGGCAUGGAGAAUCAAAACUAUACAAAGAGGCCGGGCUAAAGAACGAAGAGCAUCAUUUGAUGGACAAAGAUUGCCUGCUGAGGGGAUGUCUGGUGGACCAACUGCAAGACGGGAGGCAGAGUUUACUCCGGAGACUGUCUUGAGUGAGGAUGAGUGCAAGGAAGCAAUUGCAUUCAUGAACCAUUCUGCUAAUGAGGACGCAGUCAAGAAGAAUAUGAAAUUGACAUUUGACUAUCGCCGUGACAUGGUUCUUGACCCUAUGCUGUCAAGUGAUGUAUUGACAGUCUUUCCACGUUUCAAAGACGUUAAAGGCUUGAUUGAGCAAGACUUUGUUCUGAUGUUUGGAGAAGGAAUGUCAGGCAAGCUACUGGAGAAGUGGACUACUGCAUUCAAGAAAAAAGUAAUUCAGCAGUGCAAAAAGCUUCCAACCACCAGUUAUGUCGGAGAACUCCUGCUAGCAGCUGAAUCUCCGUCUGAUGACUCAGAAGAUUGUGUUAAUUUUGUUUGGGACUCCGACCUCUCUUCUAUAAUACUGCUGCUGCAUCUGAUCCCACCUCCUGCCCAAGGCCGAAAGAGACCAGGAAAGGUGUCUGCUUCUCAAGCAGAGAAACAUCUUGUUGUCUUCAAGAAGAGUGGAACAAACAUUGAGGAGCAUCUUCGAAACAUCACUGCUAGUGCUCAGCCCUAUCUCCUGGCUGUGGGACCUCAGAAGAAAUCAGUUCACCAGUACUUUAUCAUCCUCGAUCAGCAUGCCAUUCCAUGCAAGUCAACCUCUUCUCUUGGUGCCUUUGAUGAACUGUUUAAGGCACACUUUGUUUUUGGUACCUCCUACAACACCAUGCUACACAACAUGUACACUUUCAUUCAGACCACUGUGUACAACAUAGAUGUUGGCAAAGUGAAAGAGAGUCCUCGUGUUGCUGAAAUCAGAGCAAGGCUGCUUAGCUAGGUCCUUUAAGUUGUUCUGCCCCCAUGAAGUGUUUUGUUUGUCAAGCUGAUUCAAAUGGUUCAAAAGAGCUUCUUAUGCACCUCAGAUUAGUUCAUGGGUUUUGUUCCUGGGAAGAAUCUUCACCUUAAAUGCAUAGAAGCAGAUUGUGGUUCUGUGUUCGGUACUUUUUCAGGUUUUAGGAAACAUCUGCACACAAAACAUGCUGAGCAAAGUGACGGUGAGCAAAAUAUUGACACCACUGAUAGCCAUGAGACUGCCAAGGCAGAUAGACAAAGUAGUUUUGGAGUAUUUGAUCAGAUUGGCAGUGCUGGUGGCCACAACAU